AUGACGAUGGAGCCCGCCGUCGAGCACGAUGUCGUCGCGGUGGAUGAGUUCGAUGCCUUAGAUUACCCGGCGAUCCCGGACAGGUAUCCCGCCAAGCUCCAUGCCCGCAAGGUCGCAGCAGAGCUCAAGGCCAAGGGCGAAAGCCUCAUCUUCCUUGAAGGCGAGCCCAGCCGGACCUUUGAGGACUCAGACAUGGGCCCGACCUUUAGACAACGGCGAUACUUCUACUACCUGAGCGGCGCAAACUUCGCAGACUGCGCCGUAACCUACGAGGUCGCCCGGGACCGCCUCAUCCUCUGGAUCCCCUACGUCGAACCCCGCCAGGUCCUCUGGUUCGGCCACACCCCGGGCAUCGCCGAAUGUCUCCGGAAGUUCGACGUCGACGACGUCCGCUACACCAACCAGCUCGACAGAUUCGUCUAUGACCACCUUCCGGAGAAAUCGACCCUCUAUGUCAUCCACAGGAAUCAGACGCCCGAUUCGGCCAAACUGAGGCACGAGCUGGGCGACACCUACGUCGACUGGACCUCCCUCCAGCCGGCCAUCGACCAGGCCCGCGUGAUCAAGACCGACUACGAGGUCGACAUGAUCCGCAAGGCCAACGCCGUCUCCGCCGCCGCCCACCGCCGCGUCGCCGAGCGCCUCCUCUCCCUCGAAAACGAGGCCCAGAUCGACGCCAUCUUCCAGGCCUACUGCACCGCCGCCGGCGCGAAGGACCAGGCAUACGCCAUCAUCGCCGGCAGCGGGCCCAACGCGGGAACGCUCCACUACGACGCCAACAACGAGGACCUCUACGAGCGCGACGUCGUCGUCCUCGACGCCGGCUGCGAGUGGCACUGCUACGCCAGCGACAUCACCCGCACCCUGCCCAUCCCGGGCCGCUUCUCCGACGAGGCCGGUGCGAUUCACGCCGUCGUCCAGAGGAUGCAGGACGAGUGCAUCGAGAUGAUCCGCCCCGGAACCCUCUUCUUCGACCUGCACAUCCACGCCAGCCGCGUCGCGCAGGAGGGCCUCAUGAGGCUGGGCGUGCUCAGCGGCGACCCCGAGGCCAUCUGGGAGGCCGGCACCGUCGCGGCCUUCUUCCCGCACGGGCUGGGACACCACGUCGGGCUGGAGGUGCACGACGUCACGGGCCGCGAGAGGCUGCUGCUCUUCAACGAGGUCAGGGGCGGGAGGAACGUGGCCAAGAGGGAGAUGGUCACGGCCGAGAUGAUGUCCGUCAUGGCCGUCCUGACGCCCACCGCGCGGGCCGCGGCCUCGGUGCCGCCGCCGUACAAGGGCCGGCAGCACCUGCAGAAGAACAUGAUCGUGACCGUCGAGCCGGGCGUGUACUUCUGCAAGGAGUAUAUCGAGGGGUAUUUCCUCAACAACCCGAGGCACGCCAAGUUCAUCAGCAAGUCCGCGUUGGAGAAGUAUUACCGCGUCGGCGGCGUGCGUAUCGAGGAUGACAUCCUCGUCACGGACGACGGGUAUGAGAACCUUUCGUCCGGGGCGCCCAAGGGGGAGGAGUUGUUGAAGGUUAUCAAUGGCGAGGCCUGA
Molecule: messenger RNA, 1539 nt
Organism: Colletotrichum karsti
Lineage: Eukaryota; Fungi; Ascomycota; Sordariomycetes; Glomerellales; Glomerellaceae
Product: metallopeptidase family M24
Exons: 5
Coding region: 1-1539 (512 amino acids)
Molecular function (GO): manganese ion binding; metalloaminopeptidase activity
Source: RefSeq, a predicted model, not a curated record